UGAGACAGAGCCCUUUAAAGAGCCAGACAGUGUGGAUACAGAAAGGACUUUGUUUCUUUCUAAGGAAGAAUACAGAAGAAGUGGUAAAUUAGAAAAGCAGAACCCUUCUGAAAACACAGCGUGGGCAACAUUCAUCUUUACUCGGUGGAAAAAAUUCUGGAGUGCCCCUGUAACUGUAUUUAUGGGAAACGUUAUUAUGUAUUUUGCUUUUCUGUUUCUAUUCACUUAUGUCCUUUUACUGGAUUUUAAGCCACCUCCACCUGAAGGUCCAUCUGCUAAAGAAAUUAUACUUUACUUCUGGGUUUUUACCUUGGUCUUGGAAGAAAUCCGACAGAGUUUCUUUACAGAUGAAGACACAAAUUUAAUGAAAAAGUUUAAACUAUACGUAGAGGAUAACUGGAAUAAAUGUGACAUGGUGACCAUCUUCCUCUUCAUAAUUGGGGUAACCUGCAGGAUGCUCAACUCGACUUUUCAAGCUGGCCGCACAAUCCUCGCCAUUGAUUUUAUGGUGUUUACACUUAGACUUAUACACAUUUUUGCAAUUCACAGACAACUUGGACCAAAGAUCAUAAUUGUGGAGAGGAUGGAUAUGAACACAAGAACAGCUGUACAAGAUACCAAAUUCCAUUUAGCUCUGUAUCCCACCACAGACAGCGGCUUGGCAGGGGUGCUGAAGGACUGGACAUAA
This is a messenger RNA of Meleagris gallopavo (turkey), 688 nucleotides long. The record is from RefSeq and is a predicted model, not a curated record. NCBI's taxonomy places the organism in Eukaryota, Metazoa, Chordata, Aves, Galliformes, Phasianidae.